AUGUACCGAAGCGCCAGCUCGCUGCUGCCUAAGGCAGCGCAGGCACUCGCGCGCACGACCACCGCUUCCGCGCCGAUCCGCCCCGCGCUCGCCGCAUCCACCCCCAUCCCCGCACACACCCCCGCGCUCCCCAUCCCCCUCCACACCGCCUUCCUCCUCCCCGCAUCCGCGCGCGCGAUCGCCACUUCCGCACCCACCUCCGCUUCCGCCUCCCCCUCCGGCGCCGCCGCGCCCGCGGCGGGCGGAUCCGCGGUGGAUUACGUGGUGGCGAAGGUGGACGAUCUGAUGAACUGGGCGCGCACCAGCUCCAUGUGGCCCAUGACCUUCGGCCUCGCGUGCUGCGCCGUCGAGAUGAUGCACGCCGGCGCCGCGCGCUACGACCUGGAUCGCUUCGGGAUUAUUUUCCGGCCCAGCCCGCGCCAGUCGGAUGUCAUGAUCGUCGCGGGGACGCUGACCAAUAAGAUGGCUCCGGCGCUCCGCAAGGUGUACGAUCAGAUGCCGGAGCCGCGGUGGGUGGUGUCCAUGGGGAGCUGUGCCAACGGCGGUGGGUACUACCACUACUCGUACUCCGUGGUGCGCGGCUGCGAUCGCAUCGUGCCCGUCGACAUCUACGUGCCCGGCUGCCCGCCCACUGCCGAGGCGCUGCUGUACGGGCUGCUGCAGCUGCAGAAGAAGAUCCACCGCCGCCGCGACGUCUCUCUCUGGUGGCGCAAGUAG
Closterium sp. Naga37s-1 is the source of this 717-nucleotide messenger RNA. Lineage: Eukaryota; Viridiplantae; Streptophyta; Zygnematophyceae; Desmidiales; Closteriaceae. The record is from the annotation of a GenBank genome assembly.